AAUGAAUCUUUCUUUCAAGAUGUAGACACUCUUCAAAGUCAUGGAAUAAAUGUUGCAGAUAUAAAGAAACUGAAAUCUUCAGGAAUAUGCACAGUGAAAGGAAUUGUGAUGUGCACUCGCAAGAAGCUGUGCGCCAUCAAAGGCUUUUCAGGCAAGGUGGACAAAAUAAAGGAAGCCUGUGCCAAAAUCACCUCCUUUGGUUUUAUCACUGCGAACGAAUUCAGCGAGAAAAGGAAAUGUGUCUUCCGAAUCUCCACUGGCAGCCAAGAAUUGGACAAACUACUUGGCGGCGGAGUGGAAUCGAUGGCAAUCACUGAAGUUUUCGGUGAAUUCCGUACGGGAAAAACGCAGAUGUCGCAUACACUGUGCGUGAUGGCCCAACUACCCAAUGAUGACGGAUACACUGGUGGAAAAGUAAUGUUUAUCGACACUGAGAGUACUUUCCGACCGGAGCGUUUGCGUCCUAUCGCCGACCGCUUCAACCUGGACCAGGACGCGGUGCUCGACAACAUCCUCUACGCCCGCAUCCACAACAGCGACCAGCAGCUCGACGCACUCGACUAUGUGGCCGCCAAGUUCCACGAGGAGGCCGGUGUCUUCAAGCUUCUCUUACUUGUUACUUGGAUUAUCACCUAAUCCAGCCUCCAUGGCAGACUCAUGAGUAA
Messenger RNA from Nilaparvata lugens (brown planthopper), 665 nucleotides. Its product is annotated as meiotic recombination protein DMC1/LIM15 homolog. Gene Ontology annotation, biological process: mitotic recombination; DNA recombinase assembly; reciprocal meiotic recombination. Lineage: Eukaryota; Metazoa; Arthropoda; Insecta; Hemiptera; Delphacidae. The record is from RefSeq and is a predicted model, not a curated record. Gene Ontology annotation, molecular function: DNA strand exchange activity; double-stranded DNA binding; single-stranded DNA binding. Gene Ontology annotation, cellular component: condensed nuclear chromosome.